UGAUGUCACUUCCAUAACAUGUCGUAUCUCUCACCUCGUUCAGAGGGUUCAUCAUCGUUUCGUUUUUCCCACUCUUUGCACUUUUAGGCGUUGACUGUGUUUGCUUUGCAUUUCUAAUCUUUCCUCUCAUCGCUGCUGGAUUCAGUGCUUCCUUUUUUUUCUAUCUGCGCUGGCCGCCUCCCAAAUUUCAGCGCCUAGAUCAAAUAACAAUCAGUAUGGAGUCAUUACCUUACAUGCGCGACUCGUAUCGCAUGUCAAAGUCACCAUUCAGUCGCACGCAACGCCAUAGUUUUUGGCCGGAACUCUCUUCAGAUGAGAACGGCAAUGCAAUCAGUGCACCAUGGCCUCUACCAUGGGACAUGUCCAACGAGAUAAACCAACGGACUGUCAGCAUCUUCGACACAGAGGCCCGCGCUGCACGUAUGAGUGUUCUGGCUGACUCGUCACUGUUACCACCACCUACGCAACUUCGAAACAGACACUCGGUAUGGCACGGAACGAAUCAGGCGAAUAGACAAACAUGGCUCGCGCCCGUCACGCAAGCUGAUGUAACAGAACGUGUGUGGCCGGGCAAGUUCGCCGUUGAACAAAGAGACUCGUGGGUAACAAGGACUCCGAACAGGUGGAUUAGCUUGGACGACUCCGACAACCUCGAUACCGACGCAUUCGGGGUGGAAUGGGAAGAGGACGAUAAGGAGAACCCACUCAACUUUGGCACAGGCAGGAAAUGGUUCAACGCCAUGUUGCUUGCGUUCGCCUGCUUCAUUGUGUCGAUUGCAUCUUCGGGGUUCUCUCAAGGCACUGAACAACUCAAGUCCGAGUUUCACAUUUCGCAGGUCACUGCGCUUCUCACUACAUCGACUUUUGUGCUCGGUUUUGCUGUGGGUGCCUUGGUCUUGUCUCCUCUCAGUGAGGUAUACGGGCGUCGAGAUUUGUAUAUCAUGACUUUUGGUGCAUUUGUGGCUUUCAGUGGUUCAGUGGGAUUUUCCUCGUCAAUGACGGUCGUCAUCGUACUCCGGUUCUUCGCAGGUCUUGCAGGCUCCUUCACACAAGCCGUCGCUCCCGCAGUAGUUGCCGACAUGUUUGACGCCCAGGAGCGCGGUCUCGUGAUGAGUAUCUUCACCCUUGCAGGACUUGUGGGACAGAAUCUCGGACCUAUCGUUUGUGGUUUUCUCGUCAAAGCAUACGGAUGGCGUUCCAUCGCGGUUCUCAUUACCGCCACAGCACUUCCCACAUGGUUCAUUCUAGCCUUCACAUUCCCGGAGACUUACGCGCCAGUUCUGCUACAACGUCGUGCAGAUAAACUCACAAAGGAGACCGGAAAGCAGCAUCUCGUUGCAGGCAUGACGCCCAAGCCCAUCGCCCAGCAACUCCGCAUUGGCGCACUCCGUCCAUGGAUCAUGCUCAUCUACGAACCCAUUGUCACGCUUCUCUCGCUUUUCUUGUCCGUUGUACAUGGUACACUUUUUUGCCUUUUUGCUGCUUAUCCCAUAGUUUAUGAGAAAGGGCGGGGAUGGCCGCAGGGCGUCGCAUCUCUUCCUUUCCUCGCCAUCAUCGUCGGCAUCAUGAUUUCACUCCUGUACGUCGCCUUUGUGGAUCAAAAGCGGUACGCGAGAGUCGUGGCUCAACACAACGGCGCCGCGCCGCCCGAGGCACGUCUCCCACCCGCCAUGCUCGGCGCUGCCGCGCUCCCCAUUGGCUUGUUCUGGUUCGCGUGGACGAACGGCCCUUCUGUUCACUUCAUGGUCCCCGUCUCUGCGGGCACAUUAUUCGGGUUUGGAAUGGUGUUACUAUACAUGUCUAUUACAAACUACAUCGUGGACGCAUACCUCGGGUAUGCUGCGUCUGCGCUUGCUGCGAGCACCGUCCUGCGAUCUGUCGCUGGCGCUGCAUUUCCUUUGUUCACGGGCAAUUUAUACUCGUCGCUUGGUAUUCAUUGGGCGAGUAGCGUUCCGGCAUUUCUGGCGUUGAUUUUCAUUCCGUGUUUGUUUGCGUUUUAUAAAUGGGGAGAUAAGUUGAGGGGAAUGACGAGGUUUGGAGCCGAGGCGGCCAAUAUGGCUGGGAAAUAGAUCGUGUCAGACUAGAGUACUAAGACGCGUAUUUGGAUACAUUCGCUUGGUGGGGAACUCAAUAGAUCGCGGAGUGAUAGAAAAAUACCUAUUUGUGACAGAAUUAUCUAUCAAGC
Dothidotthia symphoricarpi CBS 119687 is the source of this 2185-nucleotide messenger RNA. RefSeq names its product MFS general substrate transporter. Gene Ontology annotation, biological process: transmembrane transport. The record is from RefSeq and is a predicted model, not a curated record. Gene Ontology annotation, molecular function: transmembrane transporter activity. The transcript has 2 exons. Gene Ontology annotation, cellular component: membrane. Lineage: Eukaryota; Fungi; Ascomycota; Dothideomycetes; Pleosporales; Dothidotthiaceae. The coding region runs from base 360 to 2069 and encodes 569 amino acids.